This is a messenger RNA of Echinops telfairi (small Madagascar hedgehog), 478 nucleotides long. RefSeq names its product 60S ribosomal protein L28. Lineage: Eukaryota; Metazoa; Chordata; Mammalia; Afrosoricida; Tenrecidae. Gene Ontology annotation, cellular component: ribosome; cytosolic large ribosomal subunit. The transcript has a single exon. Gene Ontology annotation, molecular function: structural constituent of ribosome. Gene Ontology annotation, biological process: translation. Bases 33 to 446 code for a protein of 137 amino acids. The record is from RefSeq and is a predicted model, not a curated record.
CUCUGGCCCCGGUAGGGAGAGGAGCCGCCGCCAUGUCCGCGCAUCUGCAAUGGAUGGUCGUGCGGAACUGCUCCAGUUUCCUGAUCAAGAGGAACAUGCAGACGUACAGCACCGAGCCUAAUAACCUGAAAGCCCGCAACUCCUACCGCUACAACGGGCUGAUACACCGCAAGACGGUGGGUGUCGAGCCCGCUGCCGAUGGCAAGGGGGUUGUGGUGGUCCUGAAGCGGAGGUCAGGCCAGCGGAAGCCUGCCACCUCCUAUGUUCGGACCACCAUUAACAAGAACCCCCGGGCCACACUCAGGAGCAUCCGGCACAUGAUCCGAAAGAACAAGUACCGCCCUGACCUUCGCAUGGCUGCUAUCCGCAGAGCCAGUGCCAUCCUACGCAGCCAGAAGCCUGUGAUGGUGAAGAGGAAGCGGACUCACCCCAUCAAGAGCUCCUGAGCACCCCUGGCCCAGAGCAAUAAAGAGAACUG